Messenger RNA from Odobenus rosmarus divergens (Pacific walrus), 282 nucleotides. It is a transcript of the gene CCL22, whose product is annotated as chemokine (C-C motif) ligand 22. Gene Ontology annotation, cellular component: extracellular region. The record is from RefSeq and is a predicted model, not a curated record. The coding region runs from base 1 to 282 and encodes 93 amino acids. Lineage: Eukaryota; Metazoa; Chordata; Mammalia; Carnivora; Odobenidae. Gene Ontology annotation, biological process: inflammatory response; lymphocyte chemotaxis; G protein-coupled receptor signaling pathway. Gene Ontology annotation, molecular function: chemokine activity; CCR chemokine receptor binding. The transcript has 3 exons.
AUGGCCAGCCUGAAGACCCUGCUCCUGGCUGCCCUUGUCUUUCUUGCUCUGACACUUCAAGCAACUGAGGCAGGUCCUUAUGGCGCCAACGUGGAAGACAGUAUCUGUUGCCGGGACUACUUCCGUCACCCUCUGCCCCCGCGCAUGCUGAAGUUUUUCUACUGGACCUCAGACUCGUGCCGGAGGCCUGGCGUGGUCUUCCUAACUGUCAAGGACCGGGAGAUCUGUGCUGACCCCAGAAUGCCCUGGGUGAAGAAGAUUCUCCAGAAACUGGACUCAUGA